This is a messenger RNA of Mesocricetus auratus (golden hamster), 948 nucleotides long. It is a transcript of the gene Pigp, whose product is annotated as phosphatidylinositol glycan anchor biosynthesis class P. Bases 64 to 468 code for a protein of 134 amino acids. The record is from RefSeq and is a predicted model, not a curated record. Gene Ontology annotation, biological process: GPI anchor biosynthetic process. Gene Ontology annotation, molecular function: phosphatidylinositol N-acetylglucosaminyltransferase activity. The transcript is spliced from 6 exons. Lineage: Eukaryota; Metazoa; Chordata; Mammalia; Rodentia; Cricetidae.
CAUCCCCUCCGAUCUCCCCCGCUUGUUCCUCGGGAUUUUUGAUUGCCCAAAGCCACCGGGAAGAUGGUGGAAAAUUCGCCGUCGCCGCUGCCAGAAAGGGCCAUUUACGGCUUUGUCCUUUUCCUAAGCUCGCAGUUUGGCUUCAUACUUUAUCUCGUGUGGGCUUUCAUUCCCGAAUCUUGGCUGAACUCCUUAGGCUUAACUUACUGGCCUCAAAAAUACUGGGCGGUUGCAUUGCCUGUCUACCUCCUUAUUGCUGUUGUAAUUGGCUAUGUCCUCUUGUUUGGAAUUAACAUGAUGAGUACCUCUCCACUCAACUCCAUUCAUACCAUCACAGAUAACUAUGCUAAAAGUCAGCAGUGGAAGAAGUACCAGGAAGACGCCAUCCCUGCGCUGAGAGACGUCCCCAUCAGUGAAGUGAACAGGAUGUUCUUCCUUGAGAGGCGAGGACUUAACACCCAAAACUGAACUCGCAACACGACACAGUCAAGCAACCGAGCACAGUGUCUCACAAAGCCUUCUAUCGUGCAGCCAGGGCUGACAAUGACUGUCCAAGCUGCUCGCCCUUAGCUCAGCCUUGGCUACUCCCUUGGAGAAAGCAGGAAGUGAUCAGAGCUACCACGCGUGUUCGCAGUAUCCUUCUGACCUUUGCAAGGACCAGUGAUGGGCCGACGCUUUGAAAUGAAUUACAGUGAGCAUAGUGCUCCCUGGCACUUCAGCUUCAAAAUCGGCUUUCGUGCUAUGUCUCCUUAUCAGGGACUGUCAAGGACCAGGAUGUCUCACACUAUGGGCUGUAUUUCCUUUGAGGGUUAGGAUGAACUCCCUGAGGCUUCUCUCCACCUUGAAUGACCUCAGGACCUUUCCAAUAGUUUGUAAAAAGUGGAACUUCCAAAGACCUUUUGUGUGAUUUAUACAGUGCUUUUAUAAAUAGUAAACCAGGGGCAGUGA